UCUCUGCAGGUUGAACUUCGUGUUCAUUCUGUGGAUCUCAAUGAUAUUCGUGUGCUCGAGUUACCCAGUUGCCCCUUCCAUGAGCAGCAAUCCUUUCUAUUUGAACUGCCAGCUGUAUGGAAGGGCUGAUGACUGCCUCGUGCUGCUGAAGAGCUGCUUGGCCAAGGUGGGCAGGGCUGAAGAGCUGCCUUUUCUAAAGCCUCUCCUGGGGCUGCCUCUCCACAAACGUUCCUUCCGCAACGGCGUUGGCUCAGGAAUUAAAAAAACUUCCUUCCGAAGAGCAAAGUCCUAA
Molecule: messenger RNA, 292 nt
Organism: Merops nubicus (carmine bee-eater)
Lineage: Eukaryota; Metazoa; Chordata; Aves; Coraciiformes; Meropidae
Gene: NPS
Product: neuropeptide S
Exons: 2
Biological process (GO): neuropeptide signaling pathway; positive regulation of action potential; positive regulation of synaptic transmission, GABAergic
Cellular component (GO): extracellular region
Source: RefSeq, a predicted model, not a curated record